AUGCCUCCUGUGCGCACAAUGUACACCCGUGAAGAGCUACUGCGGAUUGCAACACUCGCCAGCGCGAUGGACCUGGGUCCAGAGGUGCUGCGCAAGUUUGACGUCAUCGAAGUCGCAGAACCAGUCUCCGCCCCGAAGCGCCGCGAGGCCGAGCCGAAUUUUAAGGGCAGCGUGUUCACAGACAGCUUCAGCACUAGCACCACGAUCACUAACUCGGGUCCUAACGGUGGCGGCAACAACGGCGGAAGGGGCAACCAUAGCAGCGGCAUGAACGGCGGCGGCGGCAGCAGCAACCACACUGGCAGCUCCAGCAGUCCGACGUACGGUGGCGGCGGCGGCCGUGGCGGUGACAACCGCCGCGGUGGUGGUGGCAAUGGCGGACGCGAUGACAACAACAACAGUAACAGUAUGAAGCACUCCGGGUACGACCGCUUUGCGCCGCCUGAGGGGCGAUUUAACCGCGGAAAUCGCAACCAGGAGACCUUUGAGGAGGGGAUCGAGUAUGAGUUGCGGCAGAGCGCACUGCAGAAGAAGCGCGUUGCCGAGACAAUGGAGCGCGAGGAUCGCAAGGGGGAGAACCUGAGGCAGGCGCUGGAGAAGUUCAAGCAGGAGGGAAACGACGCCGAGGCCGCAGAAGCGGAGAAGGAGACGGACGAGAUUGAGCGGCUGUUGGCGGGCAUCACAAUGGUCGAUGACGCGCCAAAAACUGUGGUUCGCUCACGCUUCUUCUCGGCCCAGGGCCCGACGGCUACCAGCGCCGAGUCUUCGGCGACUAUGCACCCAUCGCCGCCGCCGCCACAAGCGUCGACGACGCUAUCUUUUGGAGGCCCCGCGGGCAGCAUUUCACCUGCCACGGCAGGUGUGCCACAGGCGAGCGUGCUGCCGACGCCCGCCAACAGCGGAACACAGGGCUACGCGAGAGGGCCGUGGUCGUCCAUGAAGAGCGACUCUAACCUCUGGAGCACCGCGCCGUCCAUGGCAAGCGCGCUCAAGCAGUCUCUUCAGCACUCCUUGCCUCCGGCGGACGCAUCGCCGUCAGUUCAGAUCAAGCCACCGCAGCCCGCGUCGCAGCAGUCGCAGUCAUUCAGUUGUCCUGCGAGCACUUCUCAGCAGGCAAAGAGCAUGGGCGCCGCGGCCAACUCGACCGGCGCGCCGUCCGCCAGCGGACCAGCCAGCUUUGGCGUUUCCGCGCCUGCACCAGCGAGCCCGCCUGCCCCCCCGCAGAGCUCCGUACUCGGCCCUGCCAACGGAAAUAGCAGCCCCAAUAUCGCCGCUGCAAUGGGCGCUAAGACCGGCGUGUCGAGCAAUGCUGGACAGCCGCAGGCAUCUCCUCACACGCCGCCCCAGACCCCGCCUCACAGUCAGUCGCAGCCAUCUCGUCCGGCCCCAGCGACCGCCAUCAAGGCAGCGCCACGCAGUGGCGGGUCUACUGGCGUUCCUACAGGCGCCUGGUCGGCGGCGGACCUGGAGCUGCUUCUGAAGAAAGGCGCCACCAUGAUCUCAAGCGCCCCGGCACCACCGCCGAGCACUGCCACGCCCGCCACAACGGCGCCAAAGACGCAGCCCAUCACGGCGGCGGAGCUUGAGAGCAUGCUCAUGCAGCGUGCGCGCCAGGGUAGAGGAGCGGCUGGCACUGGAAUGAGCACCAUACCUCCCUCGCCUCCUCAGUUUCAGCAGCCACCUCCGCCGCAGCAGCCGUCACUUCUUUUUGCGAACCCGUCGAAGACGCCUCCGAUGCCGGCGAGCAGCAACCCUACCAGUGCGCCACUCUCCUCGCCACAGCAGCUCCCGGCCAGUAUGAAGAUGGCGUCAAACGGAGCGAUGCUGUCGCAUCAGCAGCCGCAUCAGCAGCAGCAACCGCUGCCUCCACCGCCGCCGCCAAUGCCGUCACAGAUGCCAGCGCAUUCUCAGCCGCAAUCGCAGCCACAGCCGCAGCCGCAGAUGCAGCCUCAGAUGCACCCGCAGCAGCACCAACCACCGUGGAUGGCAAUGCCGCGGCCGCCGCAGGCUCCACCGGCUCCACAGGCUAACGGGAAUGGAAGUCCUAUGCACAACACCCCGCCGCUGCAGCCCCUAGCUGGGAAGAUGCCGCAGCCUGCUCCGAUGAUGGCGAAUGGACUUCAGAUGCCCAUGCAGAUGAACGCUCAAGGGCAGUACUUUGUCGAUCCGGCGCAGCUGCAGCGAAUGUACAUGACUGGCCAGCCGAUGAUGUUCCGCCGUCCGGACGGGACUGUUUUUAUGCACGCACAGCCCAUACCUCAACCACAGCCCCAGCAAGCGCCGCCUCAGCAGCAGCCACCGUUCAACCCGUUCGGUACGAAUGCGCAGUUUCUCUUCCAGCAGCAGCAGCAGCGCCGCUAG
This is a messenger RNA of Leishmania mexicana MHOM/GT/2001/U1103, 2361 nucleotides long. RefSeq lists its product as hypothetical. The transcript has a single exon. NCBI's taxonomy places the organism in Eukaryota, Euglenozoa, Kinetoplastea, Trypanosomatida, Trypanosomatidae. Bases 1 to 2361 code for a protein of 786 amino acids. The record is from RefSeq and is a predicted model, not a curated record.